Sorex fumeus (smoky shrew) is the source of this 1176-nucleotide messenger RNA. It is a transcript of the gene ZDHHC22, whose product is annotated as zinc finger DHHC-type palmitoyltransferase 22. Gene Ontology annotation, biological process: protein palmitoylation. Gene Ontology annotation, molecular function: palmitoyltransferase activity. Gene Ontology annotation, cellular component: Golgi apparatus. NCBI's taxonomy places the organism in Eukaryota, Metazoa, Chordata, Mammalia, Eulipotyphla, Soricidae. The coding region runs from base 400 to 1176 and encodes 258 amino acids. The record is from RefSeq and is a predicted model, not a curated record. The transcript has 3 exons.
UGCCCGCGGGUCCCUUCCUCGGGCGGGCGCAGGGCCCGGCUGCCAGCGCCGCCCGCCCCGCGCCCGGCGCCCCGCGCCCCGCGCUCCCCCAGCCUCGCCUUCCCGGCGCCGCGGCGCAUCUGGAGCUGCUCCCGCGCCCCCCUGGCGACCGGCGCGGGGAAGGCACUGGCUUCGCCCGAGCCCGGGGCCGGCAUCUCGCUGGGGUGGGCAGCGUCGCCGCAGACCCCAGGGACGCAGGACCCGGGCGAGCGGGGGUCGCCACCGCCACCCGGGCGCCCAGCCCGGGCCGUGCCCAGCGCGGGAUCCCUGCGGCGGAGACAGGCCCGCGCUCCACCCGCAGCCGCGGGUCCCUGGGGGCACUGGCACCUGCAAAGGGGACUCCAAGGAAUGUAAUCCAGGAUGCUGGCCCUGCGGUUGCUGAACGUGGUGGCCCCCGCCUACUUCCUGUGCAUCUCCCUGGUGACCUUCGUGCUGCAGCUCUUUCUCUUCCUGCCCAGCAUGCGCCAGGACCCCGCGGCCGCCCGCCUCUUCUCGCCUGCGCUGCUCCACGGGGCGCUCUUCCUCUUCCUCUCCACCAAUGCCUUGGGCAAUUACGUCCUGGUCAUCCAGAACUCCCCGGACGACCUGGACGCCUGCCGCAGGGCUCCGUGCCCCGCGCCCAGCACCCACUUCUGCCGAGUGUGCGGCCGAGUGACCCUGAGACAUGACCACCACUGCUUCUUCACCGGGAACUGCAUUGGCAGCAGGAACAUGCGCAACUUCGUCCUCUUCUGCCUCUACACCUCCCUGGCCUGUCUCUACUCCAUGGUGGCCGGUGUGGCCUACAUCUCUGCGGUCCUGUCCAUCUCCUUCGCCAACCCCCUGGCCUUCCUCACGCUCCUUCCCACCGCCAUCAGUCAGUUCUUAUCUGGCGCUGUCCUCGGUUCUGAAAUGUUCGUCAUCCUCAUGCUCUACCUCUGGUUUGCCAUCGGCCUGGCCUGCGCCGGCUUCUGCUGCCACCAGCUGCUGCUGAUCCUCCGCGGCCAGACGCGGCACCAGCUGCGGAAGGGGCUGGCCGUGCGCGCCCGGCCCUGGCGCAAGAACUUGCAGGAGGUCUUCGGCAAGAGGUGGCUGCUGGGGCUGUUGGUGCCCACGUUCAACGUCGGCGGGGAGAGUGCCAAGCAGAGGGACAAGUAA